UGUUCAUGUCCUGAGCGCAUGGCAGCAAGAAGGAGGGGAGGUGACAGUCCCCUGCAGCCUUCCCAAUCUGGGGGGCAGGAGCUGGACCCACACCCAGAGGGCCCCAGAACUGAACCUGUUGGGGACUGAGCUAAUACAGGACAGGGUGGGAGAGACCCUGGGCUCCUCUCCUUCUUGCUACCUCCCCCCAUAGUUACUGGCAUGGGGAGGCAGCGGGACCCCCGGCCAGCUCGGGCGAAGGCCACGGGGAGGCUGGGCCAGGAGAGAUUGCACAGAGCCAGGGACACAGCAUGGCCAAGCCCCAGCUGGGCUGGAGCCAAGCCCGACCCCAAGGCCAGCCAGCCCAAGCAGCGCUGGCAGGGGGACAGCAGGGGGACAGCAGAGCAGGGCCGUGCCCCAGCGCUGCAUAAAAAGGCCCAGCAGGCCCAGGGAGCAGUGACACUCUCAGCAGAGCCCAGGGCAGCGCUGGCAGAGCUGCAGCAGAGGGCCAUGGAGCAGUACUUCUCAGCCACGCAGAAGAUGGAGCAGGAGGUGAUGUUCCCCAGCCUGCUCCGAGGGGUCUUCCCGCAGCAGGAGGGGGCAGCGCCGGCCGCCGAGAGCCGCACGGACCUGUACGAGCGCUACCAGCUGCUCAAGGCCAUCAAGCCCAUGGUGGAGAAAGGCCUGGCCUCUGUGGGGGAGCAGAGCCCCGCCGGCGCCGACAGCGACGCGGACGCGGCCUCGGACGGCAGCGAGGCCGGGGACGCGCAGCUGGAGGAGCGCCUGUCCCACCACCUGAGCGGGCUGCAGCAGGUGCUCACCCACCUCACCAGGGACACCAACGCCCUGACCCGCAGGUACAGCCAGAUCCUGGAGCAGAUCAACCUCAGCGAGGGGCAGCCCAGCUGGUGACCCUGUCCCGGCCACCAGGACAGGUGCUGGUGCCAGGAAGCACAAGACGUCCCCGUCGCUGACCAUCGCAGGCUGUUCCCUGUCACGCUGCAUCCCCCACUCGGUGGCAGCUGAUGUGAUCUCCCGGCGCUGGCACUGACACCAGACAUGGCUGUGACCACUGGAGAACAGACGGUGCCUUAUCCUCAUAGGAAGAAGCAUCUGGCUGUGCUGGGAUGUCCAUUGGAAGAGCUGCAGGCUCGUGCCCUCCUCUUUAUUUUCAAAGAGUGCUGUGAAGUUGGGAAUGUUGUGAGGUGUCCCCAAGCUCCAAGAGUCCCUUGAGACUUCCAAGCCCUUUUCCAGCUGGUACCUGGACUGCAAGGGCAUUUCCCCCUGUUUGCUAAUAAAAGGAUCCCAGUGAA
Molecule: messenger RNA, 1292 nt
Organism: Oenanthe melanoleuca
Lineage: Eukaryota; Metazoa; Chordata; Aves; Passeriformes; Muscicapidae
Product: thyroid hormone-inducible hepatic protein-like
Exons: 2
Coding region: 202-891 (229 amino acids)
Biological process (GO): regulation of lipid biosynthetic process
Cellular component (GO): cytosol
Source: RefSeq, a predicted model, not a curated record